GUUGUCGUUGACGCAUGCGCGCUGACGUCGAGCUGGGCGGGUAGUCCGCGGUGCCGCCCAGGCAGCAUCUCGAGACUCACCUCCCCGACCCUGGCGCGCGGUGAGCGGGGAGCACCUGGAAGACUCGCAGGCGCGUUCCGGGAGGUUGCUGUGAAAGGGGCUCACGGAGGAGAGGGGCUGGAAACGUCUGGGUCUGCAGGCCCACCGUAUGCACAACUUGGAGCAUGUUUUGUAAGGGAGGAAGGUGGUGUGAACAGGCUAAGGGACGUGUCCAAGGUCGUGCAGCCGAGGAACCGUCGGACGAGCAGAGGCCGGACGUGUAGGAGUCUUCGAGAGGAUCCUCCCAGGAGCGCCUGAACAGGUGAGGGGGGAUUCUAAGACCUCCUCCUGGCAAAUCUCCAGAGGCUCCUGAGAGAGGCACGGAGGUCACCGAAGCAGCGGCAGGACAUGAGUCCAGAGCUGCCGUCGGGUACCUGGCUGUGACGAGUUGGCGCGAAGCAAGUAGAAACCUUCUCUAACGGGCCGGCUGCCAGCUGGAAGUAAGCAUCAGGUCCAUGCUGCUGCUGGCUCGGGCACCCAAAGCUUGGCACAGGCUCUUUCAGCUCAAGCCUCUGGCCCUCCCUGGGACCCCAGGAGGCAAGGCCCAGCAUGUGAGAUACCAGCCCUUCUCAACGCCAGGCCCUGCAGAGACAGGCAGGCAGGACCAGCCCCAGGGUCCUGGCCUGCGAACCAGGUUGCUUGUCACAGCCUUGAUUGGGGCUGGACUGGGUGGGGCCUGGCUGGCCAUGAGGGCCGAGAAGGAGCGGUGGCGGCAGCAGCAGCGGACAGAGGCCCUGCGGCAGGCUGCUGUGGGCCAGGGCGACUUCAGCCUGCUGGACCACCGGGGCCAAGUGCGCUGCAAAGCUGACUUCCGGGGCCAGUGGGUGCUGCUGUACUUCGGCUUCACUCACUGCCCUGACAUCUGCCCCGACGAGCUGGAGAAGUUGGUGCAGGUGGUGCGGCAGCUGGAGGCGGAGCCCGGCCUGCCCCCGGUACAGCCCCUCUUCAUCACCGUGGACCCCGAGCGGGACACCGUGGCCGCCAUGGCCCGCUACGUGCAGGACUUCCACCCGAGGCUGCUGGGCCUGACUGGCUCUGCCGAGCAGAUCGCCCAGGUGAGCCGCAGCUACCGCGUGUACUACAGCGCCGGCCCCAAGGACGAAGACCAGGACUACAUCGUGGACCACUCCAUCGCCAUCUACCUGCUCAGCCCUGACGGCCUCUUCACCGACUACUACAGCAGGGGCCGGUCGGCCGAGCAGAUCACAGACAGCGUGCGGCGCCACAUGGCUGCCUUCCGCAGCGUCCUGCGCUGAGCCAGGCCAUUAAAGGGCUGUGACGGA
This is a messenger RNA of Capra hircus (goat), 1382 nucleotides long. RefSeq names its product protein SCO2 homolog, mitochondrial (gene SCO2). Gene Ontology annotation, cellular component: mitochondrial inner membrane. Lineage: Eukaryota; Metazoa; Chordata; Mammalia; Artiodactyla; Bovidae. The record is from RefSeq and is a predicted model, not a curated record. Gene Ontology annotation, biological process: mitochondrial respiratory chain complex IV assembly; intracellular copper ion homeostasis. The coding region runs from base 555 to 1355 and encodes 266 amino acids. Gene Ontology annotation, molecular function: copper chaperone activity; copper ion binding. The transcript has 2 exons.